Molecule: messenger RNA, 1172 nt
Organism: Phodopus roborovskii (desert hamster)
Lineage: Eukaryota; Metazoa; Chordata; Mammalia; Rodentia; Cricetidae
Gene: Fam170a
Product: family with sequence similarity 170 member A
Exons: 4
Coding region: 69-1139 (356 amino acids)
Biological process (GO): fertilization
Cellular component (GO): nucleus
Source: RefSeq, a predicted model, not a curated record
GCCAACCUGUAGAGAAAAGGUGAAAUUGGACUUUAAGUAUCCUUUAAGGGACUAUUUUGGCUGAUACUAUGAAACGGCGACAAAAGAGGAAACAUCUGGAAAUUGAAGAGUCCGAGGAAGCUGAUGAGAAGUCAGGAGGGAUUUCAAAGUCACAAGAGGAUGUCCCCCAGCCCGAAUCCACUGGAGUGGCCAAAGCCCAGAGCCCAGGGGUAGGGGAGGUCUCCUCUGCCUCAGAAUACUUCUCCUGUGUUUCUUCUCCACACAAGCUCAUCCAUCGUAGUAAGGGAACCCGGCAAUCACAACAAGACAGUUCCAAGUCUACACUACCACUAGACCAGGUUCCAGAAGGAGAUGCCACUAAUAUCACCUCCAAACGUCCCUUCUCAUCCUGUCCAUCUUAUAAGACUUGUGUGUCCUCCCUGUGUACAGACAAAGAGGAUAAGGGUAUGAAAAUAUACUACAUGCAGGUACAAAUGAAAAAAGGUGUGGCUGUCUCCUGGGACACAAAGGAAACCUCAGAGUCCCCAGAAAAGCAACCAAGGAUGGAAGAAGCCACCCUUCCUGAGGGUGUGUGGGUGGGCACCCCACCCUCCGAUGUGUCCACCAGAAAUCCCCUGUCGGACAGUGAACCCAGCGGGGAAGAAAAAGAACAUGAAGAAAAGCCAGAGUCAGACAGCCCACCUGGGUCACCCAUGAUUGAAGAGAGACCUAGGGCCAAGACGCCUGACUGGCUGGUUACCAUGGAGAAUGGCUUCAGGUGCAUGGCCUGUUGCAGAGGCUUUGCCACCAUAGAGAGCCUCCAAGAGCAUGUGCAGUACGGGAUCAGGGAGGGCUUCAGCUGCCACGUCUUCCACCUCACCAUGGCGCAGCUGAUCGGCAACGUGACACCAGAGAGCACCCAGAAGGAGGAAGAGAACAACAACAAGGAGAAAGAGAAACACAAGGCAAAGAAGGCUGAGGAGCAGCAGCCCACAGAGGAAAACGGGACGAAGCAACCCUGGAGCCAGUGUCCAGGCUGUAUGUUUGAUUCUCCAAAGGACAGAAGAAGAAGAAAGGACCACCAAGGCGGCAGUGGACGCAGACAGAAUGGCAAUAGUAUAAAGGAAGAUGAAAAGACCAACACUCAGUCGGACACGUAAUCAUAUGCAAUAAAGAUUGUUUUCCAAACCGUG